Molecule: messenger RNA, 1125 nt
Organism: Caenorhabditis briggsae
Lineage: Eukaryota; Metazoa; Nematoda; Chromadorea; Rhabditida; Rhabditidae
Gene: Cbr-nhr-69
Product: Protein CBR-NHR-69
Exons: 8
Coding region: 1-1125 (374 amino acids)
Biological process (GO): regulation of transcription by RNA polymerase II; cell differentiation; anatomical structure development
Molecular function (GO): RNA polymerase II cis-regulatory region sequence-specific DNA binding; nuclear receptor activity; zinc ion binding
Source: RefSeq, a predicted model, not a curated record
AUGGUAGAAGAAAUAUGUCAUAUUUGCAACGAUAAGUCAACUGGAAAGCAUUAUGGAGCAAUCAGCUGUGAUGGAUGUAAAGGAUUCUUUCGUAGGAGUAUUCGGAAAAGAUAUCACUAUACAUGUCGAUUUGAACAGAAUUGUGAUGUUACAAGAAAUAAACGAAAUGCUUGUCGAGCUUGUCGACUACAGAAGUGCGUAAAAGCUGGAAUGAAAAGUAAUGCAAUCCAAAAUGAACGGGACGCGAUAGGAAAAAGAAAAAAGACGCCAGAAGAAGGAAAAGAAGAUCUCAUUGAUCAAUUAGUUCAGGCUGAACAGAUGUGUCAACAGUUAAGAUCCAGUGUUAUUAAGAAUACAUCUUCUCUGGCGCCAUACGACUGUGGAAAAGUGAAAUGGAAUUAUGAGGAUGCGAGAUCAGCCACUUUAGAUGAUAUUGGAAAAUCUAUCCAUCAACAGUUGGUUCUUUUUAUUGAAUGGGCAAAAUCGCUGCCACAGUUUUCAUUCUUGGCUCAAGUUGAUCAGGCAGCUCUUCUGAAAGGUGGAGCAGCAUCCAUAAUCGUGUUGGGAGUGGCGUAUCGAUCGAUUCAUUUGGGAAUGGAUGAUACGAUUUGUUUGGCAAACGACACUCUUUUACCUAAAGAACAUGCCACUCAAGUUGGUGAUAUCAAUUGUGUUGUCGGACGAAUUCUUGCUGAACUUGUGAAUCCGAUGAGAAGAUUGGAUAUGGAUUUGGUGGAAUACGUUGCACUGAAAGCGAUUCUUUUCUUUAAUCCAGUUGUCAGAGAAUGCAAUGAUCAGACGUCAGUGGAGAAUGCCAGAUAUGCAUGUUUGAGGUCAUUACAGAGAAGGUGCACGGAUAAGGCAAUAGUAAAUCAGGAAGACGAUUCGCAGGAUUGUCGGAGUGGAAAACUUCUUUUGUUAUUGCCUUCUCUUCAGGCAAUCGCACAACAAUUGGUAGAAGACGUUCAACUCGCUCGUCUAUUUGGUCUUGUAAACGUGGAUUCUUUGAUGGAAGAACUGAUUCUGAACGACCUAAAACCUUCAGACCCCCAGAUUCUCCAAACGAGUCUUGCCUCUCCCGUCAACACGCCUUCCGUAAAAGCAGAAGUUGAAGUAGAAGAAUAG